AAACAAUUCAAUAGUUACACCCCCAUGAAAAUGUUCUGUCUAUAACUACAACACGCGAUUGCGUGAAAGAUUUCCGAAAUGUCGUUGCCUUUUUCUGGUGUGCGUUCACGUUCGAAAGGAGUCAUAAGUGCGAUCGCGAAGCAUUUAAGGAGUCUCACACUAAAACCGGUAAAAUCAAUUAGCGUAAAAUUCGAUGCCUUCAAUCCCAAUGCUCUGGAAACGAGAGACUUUUUCUUUCACAUUACAACACCAAAGAUCAUUGCAACGAACCCACGUUGCAUUGUGAAACCAGAAAUAGUUUCAGAUUUGUCUGACCCAGUAGUUACAUUCAAGUUACUAUCAGGUGAUAAUGUGGUAGUCAAAAGUGCAAACUUGACGUCUCUGAAUAUUUUGGAACUUUACAACAAACACAUCACACCACUAUCACCAACUGCGCCUGAAACUGGAAGUGAAAAUACAGCUAACAUCGAGAAGAAAGCGAAGAAGCGAAAGAAAGGAAUUAAAAUUAAACGAGAAUCCAAACGUAGAGGAGUAUUUUUAUAAGUUUAUUGGCAACUUAACGACUCAUGAGUUAAUUGGCAAGCUAACAAUUCGAUUGAAUAUAUAAAUAUAGAUUGCAGAAUAAAAUAUUAAUUUGAAACUUUA
Megalopta genalis is the source of this 645-nucleotide messenger RNA. It is a transcript of the gene mRpL53, whose product is annotated as mitochondrial ribosomal protein L53. Gene Ontology annotation, cellular component: mitochondrial large ribosomal subunit. NCBI's taxonomy places the organism in Eukaryota, Metazoa, Arthropoda, Insecta, Hymenoptera, Halictidae. The record is from RefSeq and is a predicted model, not a curated record.